Trematosphaeria pertusa is the source of this 1877-nucleotide messenger RNA. RefSeq lists its product as uncharacterized. The transcript has a single exon. The record is from RefSeq and is a predicted model, not a curated record. The coding region runs from base 115 to 1821 and encodes 568 amino acids. Lineage: Eukaryota; Fungi; Ascomycota; Dothideomycetes; Pleosporales; Trematosphaeriaceae. Gene Ontology annotation, molecular function: protein binding.
CACUCUCUCACCCCCGCACGAAAACCCCCUUGGUCAGCCUUUCAGUUCCAUCGCAUUGCGCUGCAAAUUACAUACGUCGACCCACGCAUCCAAGGGCCCAUUCACGUGUACGAAAUGAACAAAGUGCCACAGGAGCUGAUCGAUCGCAUCAGCAGCUACCUUCAGUACGAAGACCUGAAGCGCACGCUGUUUGUAUCCCGGAAAUUUCAACUUGCUGCAGAAGAGCAAUCUGGGGCAUUUGCGAAGCCUACUAUAACCGCAAACCCUGAAUCGGCAGCCCGGUUCCUCAACCUCUAUUCCGGACGCCGCUUUCAGUACCUGCGAUGUAUCAAAUUCAGAACAAGCUUUCCCUCGCUUCACUGGGACGAGAAAACCAUGAACGUAUUUGACGACAUGCCCUCUUGUCGAUACAGCUUAGACGAUCUCAAGCGCAUGGACCAGCACUUCACCAACCAGAUCUAUCUAUUGUUCUCAACGCUGGCAGCACUAGAAGGUUGCGCAACCAGCACGCAAGGCCACGCCGUGAAAAGUAUCCAGCUCACGAUAUAUACGCCGACAAGAGUCGUGGACCAGAACUGCUACUGCUGGCACCACACGUACAUCAGCUGGCGCGUCCAUCUACUAUCCCCGGCGACGUUGCCAGAAAUCAUGUCGGUGCGCUCUCUCAAGAUCAAGAAUGGAGCGAAUCUUAAUCCUCUUAAUGGCUAUCGCCAGCACCCGUCGGUGCGGAAGAUGGAUCUGCGUAUUCUUCUGGGCCUAACCCAAAAAUUCCCCAACCUGGAGCGACUCAAGUGCAGAGUCGGUGGUGACGAGUGGCCCUCUGAUCUUUGCGACAACCCUGGCAGACACUUCACGCAUGAUUGGGAAGGACCCCGCCGGGAUUCACGACGCGACUUUGCCAGAACAAUGGACUCCAUUACACUGCCAUCGCUACGAUAUGUCGAUCUCGAUUUCAUGAAUCCGUUAGGGUUUUCUAUGUACCUUGAUCAACGCCAGGCUAUGCCAAAUCUUGUCAUGCCUUCACAACAUGAUCCCUUCAGCGCCAGUUUGCGUGCGCUUUCGUAUCCGCUUCGGCGAAUGACCCUUCGGGUAAUGGCCGACGAAACGCUGUUCUGGCCCAGCGGGAAGACCUCAGCCCCACCUGUUUGGCCCAGGCUGGAGAGCCUCAGCGUCAUGUUUCACACAGCUACACCGUCCGGCAAGUGGUACUUCAGGGGGCUUUUCAACGAGGGUGCGGUGGGAGGCUUCGAAGUUACUGAUGACCAUUACCCGCCUUUAACGCAAACCACUGAAGAUGAAGAGAUGGAUGACCGUUACGAUUACAUCAAAUGGGACGAAACGGAGCUUGCUCAGUAUCGCCUGCUGCCCAAUGAAACACCGCUUGUCCCGCUUCUUACUGCAUUCGCCAAGGCAGCAGCGUACGGCAUGCCUUCGCUAAGAAAUGCUGCUCUGUGGUCCCCGCUCAAGUUGUCGGCUAAGGAUGUAUCCGCCUUUUAUGAGGACUACGAUGGCAGUGAUUUGGCAAAGUACCCUGAUCGAGAUCUAGCGUGGGGAAUAGCGUACGCGAGGCCAGGAGAAGAGGCGCUCACUAUGUACGAGAAAAAUAAUCACUGUCAAGUCCGCCAAAUAUGGUGGAUGGUGGGCAAUAGGUGGGAACCAGAUUUUGAGUUACAUGAUCUUUUCCGACGGAUCGGUCUCCAUGAGCAUGGAGAAGGUCUCAAGGAGCACUGGGAUGAUGACCAAUAUGGUCGCGGCUUGGUGGAGCAAUACGUCUUCGAGGCGUUUGAGGAACGGAUGGGCGCAAAUACCUCCGAGGCCUAACUGGAUUCGGGUCAGACUGAUUCUCAAUGAGAGUAGUGUAAUCAAUUAGCGCGGAU